Meleagris gallopavo (turkey) is the source of this 5772-nucleotide messenger RNA. RefSeq names its product meiosis 1 associated protein (gene M1AP). The record is from RefSeq and is a predicted model, not a curated record. Gene Ontology annotation, biological process: male meiosis chromosome separation; spermatogenesis; meiosis I. Lineage: Eukaryota; Metazoa; Chordata; Aves; Galliformes; Phasianidae.
GCAAUGUGCAGAGAUUACUUCGCAUGCGCAUUUUCGUGUACACACCUACGCAUGUGUUGUUUUCGACUGCUCUUUACGCCGGCGACGGGCGCGGGGUCCGCUGGGAGCCAGAAUAGUGUAUUCUAUGGGCAGGCUCGAGUUCAGACCGCACGAAGAAAUAGACAAGGAGCACAGCGGAUUGGAAGGGAGGAAGGCAUUGCUGAGCCAGCGGCCCAGGAAUUGACUGCUCGCCCGCAUCUUAGGGCUUCGAAGAAAUUGAUGCAAUUUAUAAUUUUUGUAGUGCAUCUGCAUUAUUGCCUGGAGGACUAAGCAUAACAAAGCGCGGUGGAUUUGCUGCGCAGAGCGACGAGAACGUACGUACACUACUUCCGCGUGCCUGCGCGCAUGCGUCCUGCUGCCUGCGGCACCAAACUUACAUGGCCGCAAUUCCCCCGAUUGGCCACGUGGGGACAGCAGAGACCGCGGAAACAACAGCUCCCGUAUGUUUAUUUCAGUACGAAAAUAAGAAAGUAAGCAGUUAACAACAAAAGCCUUCCUAGAAUACUGCUAUGGGAAACAGCGGCAGGGAAGAAAGCAUCCACAUUUCCCACUGUUCCAAGAAAAAAAAAAUAAGUUUAUCUUGGAUGUUACCUGUUUGAAGGCAUAUGCCACUCUCACAGUUAAAAAGCGUUAAAGAAAAAAAUAAAAUGCAUACGGUAAUCUCCUCCAAUAAUACGUGUAUUUGGUCUGGGCAGCAAGUGGCACAGCUCUGUAUCACAAAGAACUGAAGUCAUAAGCACCGAGCUUCUCAGCUCCAGCUAAACCAAUGAAACAUGGAAGAAUCCUUAUGGACAGGCAGAAUCCUUAAGUAGGACAGCCCGUAAAAAUGUCAGACAAAGCAUAUGAUUCUCAGCCUUCUCGUUCCUUUUUGAAAAUCUCCGUGUUAGCUCCACCUCUGGGCUGUAACGCCCAAGCUCAGUCUGUUGGCAGUCCUUGUUACUAGACAGCAGAGAGUUUAGAUUGGACUGAAUUUUAGGAAGCUUUUGCAUUAGAUCAAAAACAGUGCUGCCCUGAGAGACAAAGUAUGGGCUAAAUAAAAAUUGCUUAAUUCCUCAAGAACAAAGUUUAUUCCUCCUUUUUAGAUUACAGAAAGGACUAACGUGAAACAGGAUGAGCAGAAAGCAGGGACAGUUUAGCAUUAUCUGCAAAUUAGCACAGGGCAUCACAUGAGAACGGCUUCAAUUCUAGAAACCAUCCAAACUGAGGCAACAGCAAGGCUGUGUCCUGUGUCACGACAUACCUGAUCUCCAGCAGCACUGUUUGGGAAAGCUGACACAGCAGAUAUUCCUCUCUUUGACUGGACACACAGUUACACAGCGUGAGGAUGACCCAAUCCAUGAGCUCUGCAGGUUUGCAGGUUUGCUUUGAGGCAUCUGAAAAAUCAGCUUGCUCAAGUACACCAGUGGGUCUACAACAAGAAGAAAAACUGCUCCAUGCACGUGUCCACAAAGACCAGCGCCACAAAGAACUUCUUUUCUGCUUUUUUUUUUUAAAUGCUUCAGAUUUUGUCUCUUCGACUUUUUCGACCAUCCUUCUCGGGAUACACAGUAAGUAAGCGGAACAGAGCACCAACUUACUGGGAGCAAAACCUGUAAGUCUGGGGGAAUAUUUUCUGGCGAGUCAGAACAGCUGAGACCCGAGGCCAGGAGUUUUUUGUGCUGACUGCUGCUGGCCUCAAUUCAUUCUGUUGGUCUCCCAGCAGUGCACUUCCCACUCGUGAGCCCUGGAGGUCGUGCCUCUUUUGCAGGCAUGCCUGUAAUGCUCCUUUCUCAGAGCAGCGUGGCUGUGUCCUGUGCGCACUGCUGCUUACUGGCAGCGCUCUAGCUGCUAACAACAGACAUGGAGUCUGAGGGACUCAGCAACUUCUUCACCUCUGUCUUCUCUUUUAACUGCUUGUCACAUAGUCCUCAAAUGUUAUGUUUGCUAGGAAGGGAUUGGGGUUGCAAUACCUCCCCGCACACACAAUGUGAGCAAAGAUCAGCUGCAGGACCUCCUGAGGAACCUGAACAUCCACAAGUCUGUGGGUCCCUAUGAGAUGCAACACAGAGUCCUGAGGGAUUUAGCUGAUGUAGUCACCAAGCCACUCUCAAUGACAUUUGAAAAGUUGUGGCAAUCAGGUGAAGUUCCCUGAGAGCAGAAACAAGACAUCAGAGCCAUUUUUAAUACAUCUGAAAAGGAUGACCCAGGAAACUACCAGCCUGUCUGUCUCACCUCUCUGCCGGGAAGGAUCUUGGAGUAGAUCCUCCUGGAAGCUAUGCUAAGGCACACAGAAGGAACAGAGGUGAUAUGGGAGAACCAGCAUGGCUUCACCAAGGGGAAAUCCCACUUGACAAGCCUAUGGCCUUCUAUGAUGGUGACACUACAUCAGUGGACAAGGGAAGAGCCACGGAUGUCAUCUAUAUGGACUUCAGGAAGGCCUUUGAAAUGGUAGCCCACAGCAUCCUUCUCUCCAAAUUGGAAAGAUACUGAUUUGAUGGGUGAACUGUUCCGUGGAUGAAGAACUGGCUGCAGAAUCGAGUGAGAGAGCGGCGGUCAAUGGCUCCAUGUCUGGAGGGACAUCGGUGACACGUGGUGUCCCACGGGAGUCGUGCUGGGGCCGAUACUCCUCAGGAUCUUCAUCGGUGACAUCGACAGUGGGGUCGAGUGCACCCUAAUGACACCAAGCUGCCGGACGCAGCAGAGGGACGGGAUGCCAUCCAGAGGGACCUGGACAGGCUGAGCAGGGCACAGGUGAACCUCACUGGUUCCAAGUGCGGGGUCUGCACCUGGAUCGAGGCAACCCCCAGACAAGCUGGGGGAUGAAAGGAUUCAGCUUAGUCCUGCCCAAAAAGGCCUGGGGGUACUGGUGGAUCGCAAGCUGGACACGAGACCAGCAACGUGCCCUCACAGCCCAGAAACCGAAUGAUAUCCUGGGUCACAUCAAAAGAAAGCACUGCCAGCAGGGCAAGGAAGGUGAUCCUGCCGCUCUGCUCUGCGCAGGUGAGGCCUCACCUGGAGCACUGUGCCAGAUAUGGAGUCCUCAGUGCAGGAGAGACAUGGACCUGCUGGAGCACAACCAGAGGAUGGCCACAGAGAUGAACCAAGGGAUGGAAUGCCUCUCCUAUAGAGCUGCGCACAUACAGAUGGCAAUUUUGGAGUCGUCCUCACAGUAAUCUUCAGAUGCCGAUGGGUAAGUGCAUAUCCACUACCAAAGCACAGAAGCCAUGAAUUCCAGAAAACUACUCUCAGAAACACGGAGGACAUUUCCAGCUACUAAAGCGUGCAGCCAGCAGCCAUCACGGAUUCUCAUUGUGGAUGUCACGUCGCCUUCCUGGGCCAACACUUGCUCUGUGCUCUCCGAAGCUCUGGAAAACUCUCUGUGUUUGGCAUGCAGCCUGACGGGUCCCUGCCGCAUUCCCUUGCUGAGCCUCUACCUGGUGCAGAACCAGCAGGAGUGUUUGCUUCCCUUUGUGCACUUGAAGGAGAACUUUGCACGAGUUCAAGCCUGUAUUUCAGAGCUCCGCUCACUGCCAAGAGAAGGCUGCUUCCCACAGGGGGGAAAUGGAGUGGUACAGGCUGUGCAGGAUGGAUUGCAGCAGUUCAAACAAUACAGCAGACACACAGCAGCAGGAGGCUCAGCAAAUAGCUCUGUUGAGAUCACAAUUUUGACAAGCCAGUCAGGUAAAGAAAUUGUUAAGCAGCUGGAAAGGAAGUUAAAAGAUGUAGACCUUGUGAGUCUCAGAAGAAUACAAGUCAUUGAGGUUUUGAAGAGAGACUUUUUGGAGCCUGAGGAUGUGGAACAGUGCACACCAGCGGAAGAGCCCAGCAACAGUGGUAUUGCAAUCCUUGGAAUGGACAUUGAUCUGCAAACCAUAGAGGAUAAUGUCAUCAGCUUGGAGAUGCUGUUUAAAACGUGGCUCCAUGAUUGUGGCUCAGAGAGGGAACAUCUGCAUCUCCUUCUUCCAUCUGGAGGCCUCAGCUGUGGCACUGCACUCAAGCCAACCCUAAUGUGUCUGAAGUGUGAUUUGCAAGAAAGAUUGCUCGACCCAGCUCUGCUUUCUGGGACAACUGAUGGCACCCUGAGAACAGCUGAUUUAAAUUCACCCUGCCAGAUGACAGCCUGGCCAGCUACGAUGCUGUAUAAACUCCAGGUUGUAAAAGCUCUGAAGUCUGAAGGGGUCUGUGAAUCUGUACUAUAUGGACUGCCUUUCAUCAUCAAGCCCACAAGCUGCUGGCAGCUGGACUGGGACGAACUGGAGCUAAACCAGCACAGCUUCCACGCUCUAUGUCAUAGUCUUUUGAAAAGGAAGUGGAUGCUUUUGGCCAAACAUGAGCCACAGAACACUUGUCCAAGCUGGAACACUGUGGUGCAUUCCUACUACAUCAUUGUCCCUUCUGACUCUGCCACUCUGCUUGUCAAACCAGUGGCUGUCAGAGAGCUCUUGAUGCCAUCAGCCUUCCCAGCCCUCCUUGCUGAGCAUCCUGAGAGAGUACAGGGCCCUAUAGAGCAGAGUGCCCUGAACAGCUUAGAAGUGGAAGUGACUUAUAAUCCCUUACACCUGAAAAGCAACCUCUAUAAAUACCUGAAAAGUAUGUUGUACAGACCGCUGCACAGGCAGCAGCCCCAGCCCAGGGACCAGCGACCGGAGCGGCAUCAGCCAAAGCAGCAUCAGAGCAAAGCCAAAGCCACAGUGGCACCUCUUCUGAUGGCUCCUUCUCCUGCCCAAUUGUUCAGACCAGCAGGAGUGAGGAGAGAUUCCUGCACACACUCCUUCCUUCCCAAAGAGGAUGACAAGAUCCUGCACUGAAGAUACCCCAUGGCACUGCUAACACCUGCUCUCAAGCAGUUAAUGGUUUGGCUCCUGAGCCAGAAGCAGACAGGCAAGACACUGAGCCUGGCUGAGGUCAGAUGGUGCUUCCCGUUGUUUGUAGCUCCUUGUUUUAUGGUUUUGUUUGUCACUAAAUCAGUUGACAGGAAGCUUUCUUCACUAUGGUUUCUUGGCCUCUUGCUGUUCAGCUGUUCCCUACAACACCUGAUAUUUCAGCACACAUCACCAACAUGCCUCAAAUUACGUUCUUUAGAACAGACUAGCGCAGCCCACAAACCACAGAUUACCGGCAGUGAAUGCAGAAAAACUGCAAGGUAGCGUGCUGGGGAAGUUGAGCUAUACAGCAACAUCAAGCCACCCUCGUCCUGCAGAAGGUUCAAGAGUGUUCUGAAUAUGCAUAAAACAGGGCUUUUGAAGAAUGCUGUCCCCCUGAGCAGCAUUAUCGGUUACAAUACUGAUUUUUCGACUUCCACAGCAGUCUCUCUGUCCAACUCCUGAGCUCAUGGAUGGGUUUGCAGCAAGUGCCAGGAUAGCAGCCGUGUCCUGCACAGUGCAGUAACCCACUGCAGCUGGAUCUCAGAACAGUACCUUUCUCCCUGCCAGUUGUUGCUUAGAAGCACACCCUCUUAUGGCCCAUCUACACAAAAGAGACUGUUCUGCAAGCUGGCAUGGCCAUACAUUUUGGCAAGGCUUAGCAGAUACAGGGAGUUGGCCUGCAGCUUUCCACAGAGCUGAGUGAGCACCAGUUUUUCAGUGCAUACACGGGACAGCUGCCCCUGCCAGAGCAGGAGCUGAGGACAGUGCAACUUAACCAACGUGGGGCAGCAUCACUGGGCAUCCUGGAUACCGCACACAAACGGAUUUGUGUUCCGCGUAGUUUGUUCCAACAUUCUGUUUCAAAAUAAAGUCCUCUUGCUAAAUGUUA